AUGGCUAUCUCCAAGCAACAAGAGGCAGUCAUUGCUAAGAUAGUCUCCUAUAAUCCAGCUACUUGGUUUCUUGCCUGUGAAUCUGAGGUCCUUAACAUUCCAGAGAAAGAUCGAGUUGAAUUCGGGAGAAUAUUAAUUGAAGCAAUGGACGUUUACAAGUCCAAAGUUCAAAAUGUCAUCCCGAUAUUGAAGAGAGGACCAAACCUCAACCCAGAAGUCAACAUCAGUGCGUGGGCUAUGAUGCAUGCCAGAUUUCUUGCUCGUUUGUUCAUUAAACAUCCAACACUGUGCGAGCGAUUGUGCGUCAAGCUAUCUAACGAGACAUACAAUCCAGGCUGGAAAAGCCACGUUAGGAAGUUUAGAGAUAUAGAAGACCACAAGAACGAAAUAGAGGAACAGGUCGAGGCAGCGUGCCGAGAGAGUCAGUUAUUUUUCAGCACUCAUUCAGGAUACAAUUUCGUUAUCACAAAUCACAGUGUAUCUAGCCGUGACUCUCAGUCAAAGGUGCAAAGUUAUCCUCGAUUUGAAGUUCAAAGUCGCCAAACAGCUGCGCAAUCUUUGUUAGCUUUAUCUCAGAGUGAUGAAGCUCCACGUAGGUAUGAGUCUACCUCAUCGAGUCGACUACCACCUCCUCAAAUUGCCCCUCUUCAAGUUAACGGUGGUCAUGACCAAGCCACGACUUCCAACUCCAAAUCUCACACUGGCGAAAAACACCCCAAACACGUGAGAUUUGCCCUCGCUCUCGAGAAGAGCGCCGCUGCUGAGCUUGGAGCUAUCAGCAGGAUAAAUUUGAACUCCUUAUAUCGUACUCCUCAAGAAAAAGCUCAUCAGUUGCAGCUGGAACGCGAUCUCCAGGCGCAGAUAGCUUCUCAAAACGAUGACCUAUAUGGCGUUAGCGACGACGAACGUGAUCGACCCACCAGUUCUACGAAGCUGAGCAAUGAAAAGAGAGUUGCAAUAUCUAGCAAUACUCGCAGAACAAGUGCACCGAAACCUGCCGUUAUUACCGAUUCCGAUACGGAGGAGGAAAUUCAGCUCACUGCCAGCAAUAAUGACAGCAAAGCCAGAGCUAAUGAUACUCGACAACGAGUCGACAGCAAACAAUGUCUCUCGUCCAAAAAUCAAGAAAGCACCUCGAACAAGGCUACAACUCCUAACCGUAGUCCUGGGAUCGAAGACCAUCUUGAAAACGAAAGCUCGUCUCCUGCAGAGUCUGUCGAUGGGGAUAACGAUGAGCGUUUUUCUCUUCGUGAGAUGAUUGAUGCUAUGGAGUUCGUUGCAGAACACCCUUGGAUCUGUGAUCACUUAUUAGUCGAUCACGUCUGGGAUGAGUACAAGCUCUUUCAUGAGUACAACACGGAGGCGCUGAAGGUAGCAGAAGAAGAGAUUGGAGACGCGAAUAGAGCUGCUGCAAAAGAAGCUACACCCUCUGCACACAAGGGGACAGAAGCUGGCUCAUCUAUUACCUCUGCACAUCGCACACGCAGUACGAGCCAGACGUCCAGUUCACCCAGCGUACCUUCAUCGCGUCUUAUAUCUCCACCUCUUUCCACACCGUCUGUUUUUCAAGCGGGCUCAACUGAUGAGGCUGAUGCAAAUGAUAAGACUGCUGCUAAAGAGCAACAGGCGAUUACUGCAGCUUCCAAAGCUAAAUUUGUGAAUCGUAACUUUCAACUCCAAGUUGCUACGGUUUAUCGUGCAUUGGGUGUGGUUCCCACAGUUACAGGACCCAUUCCUUCUAAUCAUCCACCUCUCAAUCUGGUUCAAUCGUCUGAAAGUUUUGCUCCUACCGAAAAUGCACUGCCACACCAAGGAAGAUCACCUGCAUCCGAUAGAUUUGCUUCUGAUCACAAUCUUCCUACUCGUUCGCAGUUAUCGAUGGGUCAAUACAAGGCAACCAAUCCCAUUGUCGAUGAGAAUACCAUCAUUGUCGAUACUUCUUCACUUGUGCCGGCCCAUGUCUAUUCUGUUCCUGAUCACAUCGCGCCUCCACGUCGUGGUCGAUCAUCUGAAGAAUUGGUUCCCGCUUAUGCUCCACCUAAGCGUCGUUCUCAAUCAACAGUCGGACAAGCAAGCGUGUAUUAUGGUAAUGAUGCAAACCAUUCCACCAGCUCUGAUAGAGCAAAGAAGAGCCUCGCUCCUACUAUGAAUCGGGCCCAAAUGCGUGAAAAGUUGCAGGUCGCUGCCGUCUACCAAUCGCUCGGACGCCGAAAUGCGAGAUCUUCUGGAAAUUUCGGAAAUGAUGGAGCUAGGGUUGAGAUGGAAGAAGAAGUACAAAAAGUCUUCCCCGCAAUCCAUACCCAUAAAUCUGAAAGAACACGUCGUGGACAGGAUGAUGGUCUUCAUAAAGGACCUCAUGGUCGUCAUAUACCAUCCUUUGGACUUCAAGCAAAUGUCCCUGAGAUCUUUGCUCAAAAUCGAUCCCUAAGCCCCCACGGAGGAGUCGGCGCACCGAGUGGCUUCGGUUUGAACCCAUUCGUGAGUCAAAACAUGGAUUUUGGAACCGGUCUAGCAUCUCGAAGUCGUACAGCCACUAUUGCUGGUCAAGAUCGGGAAGGAUUUGCUGUCAAUCAAACUCACAACGAGCAGGAGAUGGGGUUUGCAGGAGUUGACCUUUCUGGUAUUGAAAAUCGCACUUCGAACCAUCAGAUUCCUGAGAUGUAUGGAGUAUCUCAACCUAUUGCAGCUCUUGAUAAUCCGCAAGAGGAUUUUUGGAUCAAUCGCGGUAGUUUUGGUGAUUUUGGACCAAUUGGCAUAGGUCUAAACAUGGAUGUCAAUAUGGAUCUAGAUGCAGAUCUUUUCCCAGCUCUCGACUUCAAUGAUGUCCACCGCUCAGGAACUCACCUUGCUGGUUUCAGAGGCGACUACAAUUUGGAUUUAAAUGAUCAAGAUAUGCCAUUUCCCGGUCCAAGAAGAUCCUCUCGUCAUCUUGGUGAUUUCAAUCCCGAUGCUAAUUCUUCUGGCUUCGGUGGUAUGAAGCAACCUUUCGACAGUGCCAACCAAAACAUUGAUGAUAUGGACCAAGCUCCUGCUGACUUUGAAGGCAUGGAUGAGUUCAUGUUCCAUAACACACCUCUUGCACAAAUCAAUGCUGGUCUUGGAUUCGGCGACAUGAACCAAACCUCUGAUCAAUCCGGUAGAAUGGAUCCAGUUGAUGUUCCGGAAAGACCACGUCGAGAAAGAGCUGGUACAAGAAGCCAGCCAGGUGAGGCGGUCGUUCCAGUAACACCUAACCGUACUCGUGCUAGCACUAGAAGCCAAAGACGGUAUGAUUUGUCGGCUAGAGGUGCCAAUUACUUCCGAUUCCAGGAUACCGGGUCGGUCGAAGGAGACGAUGGAAAUGAUUAUAUUGAUGAAGGGGAUGAAGAAGAAGUUGACGAGGAGAUUGAAGAAGACGAGGACGAUGAAGAUGGCUUUGAAGGGGUGAGUCCUAGUAAGAGAGCACGUAACCGCAAAGACUCUUCCAGAGGUUCAGCGAGAAGUCCAGCUAAAGGUUCCGCCAAGGGUACUCCAAGAAAGUCAAGAAAAACCCCCGUCAAGAAAGGUCCCAAGGUCGCAUUCAAUCCUCGUCCAGCCUCAUCACCUUCUACACUUGAUCGUGGUCCACCGCGGAGAUAUCAUCAAACUACAAUAAAUCUCUCGCCCGGUGCUUUGGGUCCCCGGCUUAAUCUUGAGAUUUCUGGGCGUCAGAGAAGAUUACCAUUCACGACUGUUGCUCAGGAUAGGGCACAGCUCAAGAAGGAAUUUGAGAUGGACCCUGAGGAUCAGGAUUUGUGA
This is a messenger RNA of Botrytis deweyae, 3777 nucleotides long. RefSeq lists its product as uncharacterized. NCBI's taxonomy places the organism in Eukaryota, Fungi, Ascomycota, Leotiomycetes, Helotiales, Sclerotiniaceae. The record is from RefSeq and is a predicted model, not a curated record. The transcript is spliced from 3 exons. The coding region runs from base 1 to 3777 and encodes 1258 amino acids.